AUGAGAAAAAAGAAAUGUGGGAGUCAGUGCAAAGAUAUUGAUACGGACCUUGGGAGGGAAGUAGAAAGAAACAUCGGAACAACAGAUCCCUGUGAGAAGGCUCAGUCGGGUGUGGUUGGAGAGCUGAAGUUCUUUGAUUUCUCUGACUUCGAUGUGUUGGAAUUCAGCUGUUUCCGCAAUUCCAACAAGUCCAGUGUGUUCAAAAUAGUCAAUGAUCCCAAUCAAAAGCAAACUAAACACAACAAAACAAAAAUAAAGAUAAAAAAUAAAAGGAAAAUCACCAGUAAGAAGGAUAAGGAGCUCCUGCUGUCUGUAGCUCUUGGCCAGGUUCUAUCUCUCCUUAUCUGUGGUAUUGGCCUGACCAGCAAGUAUCUGUCAGAAGAUUUCCAUGCCAACACUCCUGUUUUUCAGAGCUUCCUCAAUUACAUCCUCCUAUUCUUGGUCUACACAACUACACUAGCUGUCAGACAAGGAGAGGAAAACUUGCUGGCAAUUUUGAAACGAAGAUGGUGGAAGUACAUGAUCCUGGGGAUAAUAGAUAUAGAAGCCAAUUACCUGGUAGUCAAAGCUUACCAAUAUACCACUCUUACUAGUGUGCAGCUCCUAGAUUGCUUUGUCAUCCCAGUGGUGAUAUUACUGUCCUGGUUCUUCCUGCUGGUACGAUAUAAGGCAGUGCAUUUCAUCGGGAUUGUGGUCUGCAUUCUGGGCAUGGGCUGCAUGGCAGGAGCAGAUGUCCUUGUUGGAAGACAGCAAGGAGCAGGUGAAAAUAAGCUGAUAGGGGAUCUCUUAGUGCUUGGUGGAGCAACACUUUAUGGCAUCUCCAAUGUUUGUGAGGAGUACAUUGUCCGAAACCUGAGUCGAGUGGAAUUCUUGGGCAUGAUUGGACUCUUCGGAUCCUUUUUCAGUGGAAUUCAGCUUGCAAUAAUGGAACACAAGGAGCUGCUGAAAGUCCCAUGGGACUGGCAAAUAGGUUUGCUGUAUGUUGGGUUUAGUGCCUGUAUGUUUGGCCUCUACAGUUUCAUGCCAGUGGUCAUAAAGAAAACCAGUGCUACUGCAGUCAAUCUCUCCCUGCUCACAGCUGACCUCUACAGCCUGUUCUGUGGAUUAUUCCUCUUUCACUACAAG
Messenger RNA from Alligator sinensis (Chinese alligator), 1125 nucleotides. It is a transcript of the gene SLC35F1, whose product is annotated as solute carrier family 35 member F1. Gene Ontology annotation, molecular function: transmembrane transporter activity. The transcript has 8 exons. The annotation marks the transcript as partial. The record is from RefSeq and is a predicted model, not a curated record. NCBI's taxonomy places the organism in Eukaryota, Metazoa, Chordata, Crocodylia, Alligatoridae. Gene Ontology annotation, cellular component: membrane. Gene Ontology annotation, biological process: transmembrane transport.